Messenger RNA from Caenorhabditis remanei, 231 nucleotides. RefSeq lists its product as uncharacterized. The transcript is spliced from 3 exons. The record is from RefSeq and is a predicted model, not a curated record. Lineage: Eukaryota; Metazoa; Nematoda; Chromadorea; Rhabditida; Rhabditidae. Bases 1 to 231 code for a protein of 76 amino acids.
AUGGUUCUACCAGUUGUAGUUGGAAUUGCAGCAGCUGCAGUAUGUGGAAUUUUAGCUACUUACCCAGUGUUUCAUGUACCCUCAGUUGAGUGGGUUCCGGAUGGGUGGGGUCCGGAUGACGAAAUUGAGAAAAAGUUAUAUGUCGAAAAAAUGAAUGAACUGAUGGAGAAGCCUUUGUUCGCGGAUUCCGAAGGAUCCGGUCAAUAUCAUCGUAAUUUGACAUCAAAUUGA